This is a messenger RNA of Xylaria bambusicola, 1374 nucleotides long. RefSeq lists its product as uncharacterized. The record is from RefSeq and is a predicted model, not a curated record. Lineage: Eukaryota; Fungi; Ascomycota; Sordariomycetes; Xylariales; Xylariaceae. The coding region runs from base 1 to 1374 and encodes 457 amino acids. The transcript has a single exon.
AUGGAUGAUGAAGACGGCGACGGAGGUAUGGACAGUCCAACUGGGGGGAAAUCUAUUUCAGGGGCUGUUCCUGGUUUGACGCCUUUGCGACCCGGACAUGUGAGCGAAUUACCACAAGAAAUCGAGACAGAGAGCAGCGUCUUGAUGUCUACACCCCAAGCUGGUGGGUCCUCAAGUACCUUGUUGGGUACACCGACUUCAUCUAGAACCUUCACACGGCCCACUCUGAAAGGGUAUUUCAAUUCCAUUCUAGUAGAAAAUCCAUCGAGUCGGAGCCAGGCGCAAGAUAGACUGCGUUUUGCCAUUGCUAGGGAGGGUGUAUCAGCAACAAUCUCUUCGCAUCUAGAGGAGGCUCGAGAUAUUCACUAUGAGCCAAUAGAAGCGGAUGACAUAGAUGUCCAGGAGCCACAAGACGAUGAAUCGGGAGAGAACAGCCAUCCGACGGUAGGGGGCCUCCGUAUUCCCCGUCGUUCAGAUCGCAUUCGCGCCAAGAACGGAGCGACUCGAGAACCGUCCCCAUCGACAGCCCUAGCAGCUGUCUCAAAGAGUACCAACAACCGGGUGCAGAAAAGACGGAAGAAAACUGUGAUAAAGACCAAUUUGGGCACCGGAACACUUCGUCGUUCGGCUCGUCUCGCGAAGCCCCUUGACGUAUUCCACAAGUACCCCGAGCUCCCGGAGGAGCUUAAGUUAAUGGUUUGGGAAGCUGCGAUCCAACCUCGUCUGACAUACAUUUGCAACCGGUCAUCGAUUCUUGGGCAUGCCCAUAGUUUCGGUAUACAAAACAAAUUUCCUACUUGGUUCAUGGCAUGCCAGGCAUCUGUGUGGGUCGCCAUGCGAUGCUAUAAGAAGCUUUUUGGACAAAAAGACAUGAGCAUACACCCAUCAAUAGGAAUGACCUUGCGCCCCCAGGCUAUCAAUACUCAGGUCGACAUCGUCGUCUUUGAGCCAUGCCAUAACGGAUGUCGAGGCUACUACUGCGCCCAACAAUACAGCCGUGAAGACCGAGAUACUGUUGAAAGACUUGCAGUUCAGAUUGAUUCUCCACACCUCCCGCCGGGUUCAGAGCCCGGCUGGGCCACAAUCUCAAAAUCAUGGCCGGGUGUGGAGACGCUCUUUAUGAUGAAACCAGCAGUUAAGGGGCUGGAUCAGAGUGACAAAGCCAUGAUCCGAAUCAAGGAAGGUGAUCACGAGUUGGCUUUGCGUAAGGGAUUCGAGGCUUGGAAAAAGGACGCCGGAAAGAGUUCCAAGUUAACUACACUAGAGUUUGUUCGAAUAGUGGAACAGGAACCGGAUACCAAGAAGCUCCAAGAUCGAUAUCAGUCAGUCGAAGAUCGCAAGACCGGAUCCGUUGAGGACAUUAUCCUCGGUUAG